Messenger RNA from Rotaria sordida, 1326 nucleotides. The record is from the annotation of a GenBank genome assembly. NCBI's taxonomy places the organism in Eukaryota, Metazoa, Rotifera, Eurotatoria, Philodinida, Philodinidae.
AUGUUGAAUGCGAAUGUACCUAUUCAUGCUGAUCGUUUUUUAGAUGCAUGCCGUCUUGUUUUCGAACCAUCACAACGAACAACGAAAGAAGACAUCAUUGUGAACGCUGUGUGUCUAGUGGCUCUUGCAGCGAAGGUUCUUGAGCAACCAACCGUGAGUAAUCGAGAUCGUCACUCGAUCAUUCAAUGGAUCAAAGACUUGUGUCGAGAGCAACGUCGAACAGAAAAUGGACGAACACUGUUGCAUUUGAGCGUUGAUGUUGAAACAUACUGGAAAAUUAAUUAUAGGCCGACAGAUAUCAGACAUAUUCUCAUUUUUCCUAAUUUGGCUGCUACUCGAUUGCUUGUUUGCUAUGGGAAGCGAUGGAUCGAUUUAGAUGCUGUAGAUCAAGUGCAAAGUGACACUGCUUUACAUAAGCUUUCACAGAGUUGGAUAUUUGAUAGUAAUAAAGAUAAAAAGACAAUUGUCGAACUGUUGAUCAAUGCAGGAGCUCAUAUCGAUUGUGUCAAUGCCAAUGGCCAUAGACCCAUCGAUGUAGCUACCGACAAUGAAAUUCACAUCCUAUUACAAUCGAAACAGAUAUUACCUCGACUCAAAUGUCUUUGCGCGCGUGUCAUUACUGACCAAAAAAUAGUCUACGAUGAUCUUUGGCCAGCAUCAACACCAAUGAACACGUUUCUACAUUUGCAUGGUGGCCUAAAAAGAAAACGCUCCAUGUCAGAUUGUAAUAUCACUUCAUCCGAUGUAUAUGAUGACAUUUUUUAUUAAUGUACGUAGUUAAAUAGAAUCAUAUCUGAAUUCAUGGAGUCAUCAAAUAUAUAGUAAUCAAGAUUUCUAUUCGACUUGUCAUCUAUUUUAUAGCGCAAAUACAGACUCAUCAGAAGAUUUUGCUUAUUUAUUCCAGGAAAAAACUUCUUUUAAUUACGUAAUUUUCCAUCAAUAUCGGCAAAUCGUGUAAAGAAAAAUAACAGCACGUGAUUUUCAAUCAUCAAUAUAUUGUCAUUGUCUGAGUACUGAUCUUGACAAUAUAAUGUAUUGAAUGCAGUGAAGCAAUAGUGAUCGAUUUGUGAAAGAUAAUCGUCAGUUCAGUGUAGAUAUGGGAUAUCCGGCAAGUUCAGAUAUUUCUUAGAUAUCAAUAGUAACAAAAUAAUUAAGCCAUAGAAUCAAAGUUUUGAUGCACAGAUAAUUUUAAUACACAUGAAAAUGCAUUCUUUCUUUGUCAAGUUCAACAAGUGUGACAAUGGACAGUGAUGAUAUUCACGUAAGCACCGAUUCUUAGGAGAGAUCUUGUAAUAUGAGUGCUUUCUUCAGCUUCAAAUUGCAAUA